Molecule: messenger RNA, 1029 nt
Organism: Carassius carassius (crucian carp)
Lineage: Eukaryota; Metazoa; Chordata; Actinopteri; Cypriniformes; Cyprinidae
Product: gastrula zinc finger protein XlCGF7.1-like
Exons: 3
Coding region: 69-1016 (315 amino acids)
Biological process (GO): regulation of transcription by RNA polymerase II
Cellular component (GO): nucleus
Molecular function (GO): DNA-binding transcription factor activity, RNA polymerase II-specific; RNA polymerase II cis-regulatory region sequence-specific DNA binding
Source: RefSeq, a predicted model, not a curated record
GCUCCAGCAUCUGUCAUGAUUCGGCUGAAGAAAGGCAAUUUAAGUCCUCUUGAAACACUGUUAUAAAGAUGGCGUUUAUUAAAGAGGAGAAAGAAGACAUGGAUAUUGAAGAAACAUUCAGAGUCAAGCAUGAAGAUAAUGAGGAACAAACAGACUUGAUGUCACCAAAAAGGGAGUGUCCAGAAUUCAAUGAAAAGGAAGAUGAAUAUCAGCAUGAAAAGCAUCAAGAUUUCAAAACUGGAGAAAAAUCAUUUAGUUGCUCACAGACUGAAAAGACACAAAAAAGAGCACAUAAGACAGCAGAUAGAAGUUAUCUCACCUGCCAACAGUGUGGAAAGAGUUUCAAAAGAUUUGGAAACCUUAAAUCCCACAUGAGAAUUCACACUGGAGAAAAGCCUUAUACAUGCUCUCAAUGUGAAACAAGUUUUACUUUUAAAGAAACUCUUAGUAGGCACAUGAGAACUCACACUGGAGAAAAGCCUCACACAUGUAAACUGUGUGGAACAAGCUUCAGUCGAAAAUCAAGCCUUAAAAACCACAUGAGAAUUCAUACUGGAGAGAAGCCUUUCACAUGUUCUCAAUGUGAAAGGAGCUUUGCACAUAAACAAAACUUUGAUGUGCACAUGAGAAUCCACACUGGAGAAAAACCUUACACAUGCAAAACAUGUGGUAAGAAAUUCAUUCGAAAAUCAAACCUUAAAAGCCACAUGAGAGUUCACAGUGAAGAGAAACCUUACACAUGUACUCAAUGUGGAAAAUGUUUUACAUAUAAAAAUAACCUUGAUGUCCACAUGAGAAUUCAUACUGGAGAAAAGCCUUACACCUGCCAACAGUGUGGAAAGAGUUUUCAUGAACAAGCAAACCUAAAUGUUCACAUGAGAAUUCAUACUGGAGAAAGCCCUUUCACCUGCCAACAGUGUGGAAAGUGUUUCACUCAAAAAGGAAACCUUAAAAAACAUAUGACCAUUCACACUGGUAAGAAGCCACACAAGAUCACAAUUUUGUACAUAAAGUAACAUUUUGAUGAAC